Messenger RNA from Striga hermonthica, 858 nucleotides. The record is from the annotation of a GenBank genome assembly. Lineage: Eukaryota; Viridiplantae; Streptophyta; Magnoliopsida; Lamiales; Orobanchaceae.
AUGGACGAAACCUCCCGCCUUUGGGACGCUUGCCAAGUCAUCAAAUCGGGCGUUUCGAACAUGGAGAGCUACUACUCGACCGACUUCGGCUUAGCCGCCUUUCGCGAUGACCAUCGUGCCCUAGACACCCAAAUUUUUCGACAGGUGACUCGGGCAAUCAACCGAUGCCAACGAGAGUUGAUCCCGUUGCAACAAGAGAACAAGAGCAUAACCGAAACAAAAGUCGAGCCCCUAACGCUCGGAAUCUACCGAGAAACGAAGCUCCAUAGAUACAACGAGUUCCAAGGGGCCCUACACGCGAUGAUGAGCGUCGACACGUUGCUCCUCGUGAUAUUGGUAAGCGGACUUGUCUACUUUAAUUUGGCCCGAAACAAGCUUAUUCGCCCUAGAAAACGUGCAACACAAAGAUAUUUUGAUGAGCUCGUUCAACAGCUCGGAUUUCGUGGCCUCGAGAGCGAAGGUCUGGAAGCGACGUCGGCGACGAGUCCUGUACGGCCGUCGAAGCACACGAUCUCUCUCCCUCUGCCGCCCGAUUUCCGGCAAAUAAGGACGUUGUUGGGAAUCCAGAGCACCAUGAUAAGUCUGCUCCGAAAAUCCCUUCAAUACUCAACAGAUGUACUGAACUCUCCUCGUGGCACAAUCUUUUUGCGAAGAAAUUUGGGUUUGUGCAUAGGAAUGCCUUGGGCUUUGACUGCCUGCUUUCUUUACGUCAUGGAUUUUGAUGGUUAUUGGAAACGAGAUAAGGAAGUGUACGAACGUUGGAUCAAGGAUGCUAGAAAACAGUUGAAGCACUUGAGGAAGAAAAGGGAGGAAACAGAGCGUUCUAUUGAGAGGUUACAAGCAGCCACUGACAUGUGA